AUGGGUUUCACAACGCUGUUUGCCGCUGCGCUCCUCCGAAGCGCCUCGAAAGAAGCCGCGUACGCAAUUGCCGAUGAGAACAACAAAAAGGAACCGUCUCCUCCAUCAGUGGUUGCGUGCCUUUUCGCAAUGUUCCGAUGGGAGUUUCUUACCGCAACCGCACUUAAAGUGACGAGCGAUGUCCUACAGUUUGCGAAUCCGUUUCUUUUGCAUCAGUUGAUUGGGUUUGUAUCAGAUCCUGUUUCACCGUUAUGGAUAGGUCUUUCUUAUUCUAUUCUGAUGUUUGUGGCUUCAGAGUUGCGUUCAUUUGUCCUUAAUGCGUAUUUUUACAUCAUGAUGCGUAUGGGAGUAAAGCUCCAGACGGCCCUUACAGCUGCUCUUUACAAAAAGACUUUGAAACUGUCUAAUUCUGCUCGUCGUGUUAAAACGGUUGGUGAAAUAGUUAAUCUUAUGGCAAUCGACGUGGAAAGGUUUCAAAUGAUCACACCACAAAUUCAGCAAUUCUGGAGCUGUCCAUUUCAGAUAACUUUGGCGCUAACGUAUUUGUUUAUCACACUAGGGUACUCUGCUGCUCCAGGAGUAAUAAUUAUGGUGAUAUUUCUACCCACUAAUAUAAUAGGAUCUAUUAUCGUUAAAAAAUGGCAGGUCGAACAAAUGAAGCUAAAAGAUGAAAGGACCAAGAUGGUUAAUGAAGUCCUCAACGGAAUUAAGGUGAUAAAAUUGUAUGCAUGGGAAAUUCCGAUGGAAGAGCUGAUUGAUCGAAUACGUCGAAAAGAACUUGUUAUCCUAAGGAAAUCAUACCUCGUCAGAAACGUCAUCGACUCUUUCAACACUUCCAGUCCGUUUAUGGUGGCGCUGUUCUCAUUUGCUACAUACGUGUUAUCGUCGCCAUCUCAUGAACUAACUCCACAGGUUGCGUUCGUUUCUCUUACUUUGUUCAAUCAACUUCGUUCGCCUAUGACGAUGAUCGCACUCCUUAUUGGCCAGUUCGUGCAAGCAGUCGUUUCCAACAAACGUUUGAAGGGAUAUUUUGUUGCAGACGAACUUGAUCCCAGCGUUGUGGAGAGAGCCGACAAAUGUGGCGACGCAGAAAAUGUCGUCGAAUUUGAAAACUUCUCUGCGAAUUGGGAGAAUGGUGACUCUCGCACUAAUACGCUUAAGGAUAUAGACUUCAACGCGUCUCGAGGAUCCUUCAUUGCCGUUGUUGGAAAAGUUGGAUCCGGGAAGUCGAGCUUGUUAUCAGCUCUUUUAGGUGAAAUGGGAAAACUGCGUGGUUAUGUUGGAAUGCGCGGCAAGGUAGCAUACGUUCCUCAGCUGCCGUGGAUUCAGAAUAUGACCUUACGUGACAAUAUACUGUUUGGAAAACCUUUGAACAGGAGCAGAUAUAAUCAGGUGCUUGCUGCUUGUGCUCUUAAACCUGAUUUGAGAAUGCUCACCAAUGGAGAUUUAACGGAAAUUGGCGAGAAGGGAAUUAACCUCUCCGGUGGUCAGAAGGCCCGCAUCUCUUUGGCGAGGGCUGUUUACCAAGAUUUGGACGUGUAUCUGCUAGAUGAUCCGCUCUCCGCUGUAGACGCACAUGUUGGGAGGCACAUAUAUGAGAACGUUCUUGGUUCUAACGGUCUCCUCCGCGAUAAAACAAGGAUCCUCGUCACACACAGGCUGUCCUACGUAAAGUCAGCUGAGGAGAUAAUCGUCUUGGGAGAUGGUCACAUUAUUGAGAUAGGCCGUUAUAACGACUUAAUAAAGCAGCACGGUGUGUUCGCAAAAUUCGUCGAUGAAUAUUCUUCAAAAUCAGAAGGCGAUGAAGAGAAAGAAGGUAGUGACAUGGAGAAGUUCUCUGGCUCUGGCAAGACUGAUGAAGAUCUGGACGAAUCUAAUCUAUCAGACCUCUCAAAGAGCGGAAUCAGAACAAGUACGAAAUCCUUGUUGUCUUCGCAUAUACAGAAGGAAGAUGAUGGUAAACUCAUUAAAAAGGAGUCAGUCGAGACUGGGAAUGUGAAACUGUCAGUGUAUCAUUUGUAUGUCAAAGCGGCUUCUUAUUGGAAGAGCUUCCUAUUUCUUUUCUUCCUAUCUGCUUACCAAAUAUUCCAAAUUUCGCGUAAUUUUUGGCUUUCGGCAUGGUCUGAUGAAAAUGAUGGCUACCACCCGAACAAGACAUCGACUGCCGUACGCUUAGGAGUGUAUGGCGGGUUGGGAGUGAUUGAAUCCAUUAGUUUCCUGUUAUCGCUUGUAAGCCUUUGCUUUGCUGGCCUUCACGCAUCCCACAGCCUUCAUGCCCCACUACUUCAUAAUCUGCUGCGCUCACCGAUGUCUUUCUUCGAUACGACACCAUUAGGAAGAAUUCUCAACCGAUGUGCCAAGGACAUAGAAGUUGUGGAUAUGAUGCUUCCGAUGAACUUUCGCUACCUUGGGAUGUGCAUCUUGCAAGUCCUCUGCACGUUGAUCGUGAUUGUUAUAUCAACGCCUAUUUUCGUGGUUGUAAUUGUACCCUUAGGAGUCAUUUAUUACUUUUUCCUGCGAUUUUAUGUUCCGACGUCUCGUCAACUCAAACGCCUUGAAAGCACCCACAGAUCUCCGAUAUAUUCUCACUUCUCUGAAACUAUUCAGGGAGCAGCUUCCAUCCGUGCAUUCAAUAAAGUAGAGGACUUCCGCAAAUCUUCUGGAAAUAUUGUGGAUGCGUUUAUAAGGUGCAAAAACUCCAAUAUUGUUUCUAAUCGUUGGCUGGCUAUACGACUAGAAUUUAUUGGCAACCUUGUGAUCUUCUUUGCUGCUCUGUUCGCGACGAUUUCAAAAGAACUUGGUUGGGUCACUAGUCCUGGUAUAAUAGGCGUAUCGAUCUCUUAUGCACUCAGUGUUACCGAAGUUCUAAACUUUGCUGUACGACAAAUCAGUGAAAUUGAGGCUAACAUCGUUGCUGUGGAAAGAAUAGACGAAUACACAACUUCGCCUACUGAGGCACCAUGGGAAAUCAUAGAAGAAAAGCCACCAUCUGACUGGCCCUCGCAUGGUAAUGUCAGAUUUGUGGACUACUCCACCAGAUAUCGAGAAGGUCUUGAUCUUGUUUUGAAAAGAAUUUCUGCUGAUGUAAAUGAGGGAGAAAAAAUAGGAAUUGUAGGACGGACAGGGGCAGGAAAGAGCUCAUUUGCUCUUGGGCUAUUUCGGAUGAUUGAACCUGCUUCGGGGAAAAUCCUUAUUGAUGAUGUCGAUAUUGUCAAGAUAGGACUGCAUGACCUAAGAGGAAACCUCACAAUCAUUCCUCAGGAUCCUGUGUUGUUCUCGGGAACUCUCCGCUUCAAUUUGGAUCCUUUUGGAAGGAGUACUGACGCAGAGAUCUGGAACGCUCUGGAACUGGCGAAUAUCAAAGUUUGUGUUUCUGAUUUUCCUGAUGGACUGAAUCAUCCUAUCAGCGAAGGUGGAGAAAAUAUCAGCGUCGGACAACGUCAACUUUUAUGCCUCGCACGUGCAGUGUUGCGGAACGCGCGUGUUUUAGUACUUGAUGAGGCGACAGCUGCUAUUGACGUCACCACCGACGCAGUUAUUCAGGCAACAAUUCGUGAACAGUUUGCCAAGUGCACGGUGUUCACCAUUGCGCACCGUCUAAAUACCAUUAUGGACUACGAUAGGAUCAUGGUGUUAGAGAACGGUGGAAUCGUCGAGUUUGAUUCCCCUUCGAAGUUACUAGAAAAUCCAAAUUCAGCCUUUGCCAAAAUGGUGCAAGACUCAGAGUCCGAGUCACGAAAGGCACAAUAA
Molecule: messenger RNA, 3750 nt
Organism: Necator americanus (New World hookworm)
Lineage: Eukaryota; Metazoa; Nematoda; Chromadorea; Rhabditida; Ancylostomatidae
Exons: 36
Coding region: 1-3750 (1249 amino acids)
Biological process (GO): transmembrane transport
Cellular component (GO): membrane
Molecular function (GO): ATP binding; ATP hydrolysis activity; ABC-type transporter activity
Source: RefSeq, a predicted model, not a curated record